AUGCCAGCAGAUGAGGUACAAGAAACUCCACAGGAAGAACUAGUUCAGAUACAACCAGACAUGGAAGAAAUAGUUCAGCAACAACAGCUAGAAGAGCCUGAAGGAAACGAACAAGUCACUCCUUUGGAAACUAACUUCACAGAACUAGAUGAAGAUUUGGAACAGCCGAAAAAUCUUGACCCUCAACAAGAGUAUGCGGAGAAUAUGGAAUAUUUCCAAGAGUCUAAGAAAGAUUCGGCUGACAUAGUAGAAGAAUAUCGAAAAAUGUUUGCCGACAUACAAAAGACUCCAACACCAGAUGAAAAUAUUCAGCAUAGAAUGGAAGAACUGAAAAAAAAUGUACACAAAUACAACAACCCUUUUUACUUACGAGCAUUUAACGUUCAAUCUUCGGAUGAACUCGGUGAAGAUAAAAGGUUAAAUUUCAAGAAAACAUAUAGAAAUGAAACAUUGUUUAAAGUUCAUUCAGAACCUAGCCAAUAUGGAAACAAACCUACUUUUGUUUCUGCAGACGAUGGAACUACAAUGAGAUGGGGUCAUAAAGCUAAUUCGGAUAGGUGGUUCAUAAACUUACAACCUCAAUUCCAAGAAGUUGUAGACGCAAUGGAAGCGAAUGGUGAACGAGAUAUAGCUGGUAUUUUCAGCGCGGCUUUAAUGCCAUUGAAAGAUAUGAAAGAUGCAGAUAUUUUGGACCAGUAUGAAAUGAACAUGGCUGAUGGAAAUAUAACACCUGACGUUCUAGAACAUUUAUCUCAAAGAACUACACAGAACCAUAGAGAUGGUAUAUUUGGUGAAGAGUUUAGAAAGAAAGUUAGGGAGAGAGAAGGAAGAGAACCUAUUGUACAUGACCUUGCAAACGAAAGUUUACAAAAUGUCAUAAAAACUUACUUUGCAGACAAUGAACCGAGAAGGGAUGAAUAUUUAAGAAAACUCAAAUGGACAGUACCAAAUGAAAUGUUAGUAUUGAAAAACAUGUUCCUUGACAAAAUAAAACCAACUAC
This is a messenger RNA of Trichomonas vaginalis G3, 1001 nucleotides long. Its product is annotated as protein of unknown function, DUF4106 family. The record is from RefSeq and is a predicted model, not a curated record. The transcript has a single exon. Lineage: Eukaryota; Parabasalia; Trichomonadida; Trichomonadidae. The annotation marks the transcript as partial.